CUCCGAACAACUUAUCUUUCGACAACUUUCAAUCGCUGAUACUCUGUUGAGACUCUACGACAGUCUUGACAGCCUUUCUCAGCACCGACAGACAAGAUGAAGUUGAACGUUUCCUACCCGGCCAAUGGCUCGCAGAAGCUCAUUGAGGUCGAAGAUGAGCGCAAGCUCCGUGUCUUCAUGGACAAGCGCAUGGGCAACGAAGUCCCAGCCGAUAGCCUUGGUGAUGAGUGGAAGGGAUACAUUGUCCGCAUCACUGGCGGCAAUGACAAGCAAGGCUUUCCCAUGAAGCAGGGUGUGGUACGUACUCUACCUACACCUCCCUGUGGCUGAAAGCGCCAGCAAAACGACCUUGAAAAACAUUUUGCUGAGACUUGUCUACUCUAGAUGCUUCCUACCCGUGUCCAACUUCUCCUGUCCGAAGGCCACUCCUGCUACCGACCUCGCCGAACUGGUGAACGCAAGCGCAAGUCAGUCCGUGGCUGCAUUGUUGCUCAAGAUCUGUCUGUUCUGGCUUUGUCCAUCGUCAAGCAAGGCGAGGGCGAUAUCCCUGGUCUGACCGAUGUUGUCAACCCCAAGCGACUGGGUCCCAAGCGCGCCACCAAGAUCCGACGAUUCUUUGGUUUGACCAAGCAAGACGAUGUCCGCAAAUUCGUUAUCCGCCGAGAGGUCGUCCCCAAGAAGGAGGGUGCUAAGCCCUACACCAAGGCCCCUAAGAUCCAGAGACUCGUCACUCCCCAGCGUAUGCAACACAAGAGACACCGAAUUGCCCUGAAGAGAAGACGCGCCGAGGCAUCCAAGGAUGCUGCCAAUGAGUACGCUCAGCUCUUGGCCAAGCGCGUGCACGAGGAACGUGAGAAGAGAACCGAGCUCCGAAAGCGUCGUGCCUCCUCAAUGAGAAAGUAAUUCGAAUGGACGGGUUUUCCGACGCGAUCGCGACAUGUAAUGCCAUGAAGAUGAAAUCAAAAGUGACCUAGACGCAAGACAAGUCAGGGAGCAAUUGAUACAGUCGCGAGAAUGAGUGGAUAAGGGAUCGUGCAGAAUGGAACCACUUAUCCAACAACGUACAUGGUGUACGUAGCGUUGAGACUGGAUAACUGCAGGAAUUUGCAUCACAUGCAACUGUGUCACAACGCCAUUCGAUAGCACCAAGCAAACACUCGGCGUUGUGCGCCUUGCAGGGUUGCCAGCAGGGAUAGCAAGACAAAUAUCAUACCAUGUUGCUGAAUUGGGCUGACUUCAGCCUUUCUUUCAGUAUUUCUGUAUAUCAUCGUUGCCGCCAACCUCAACUAGGUAAUCAUCUCGUCCAUUUCUU
Messenger RNA from Exophiala oligosperma, 1312 nucleotides. Its product is annotated as 40S ribosomal protein S6-B, variant. Lineage: Eukaryota; Fungi; Ascomycota; Eurotiomycetes; Chaetothyriales; Herpotrichiellaceae. Gene Ontology annotation, biological process: translation. Gene Ontology annotation, cellular component: ribosome. The record is from RefSeq and is a predicted model, not a curated record. Gene Ontology annotation, molecular function: structural constituent of ribosome. Bases 385 to 903 code for a protein of 172 amino acids. The transcript has 3 exons.